Molecule: messenger RNA, 2332 nt
Organism: Empidonax traillii (willow flycatcher)
Lineage: Eukaryota; Metazoa; Chordata; Aves; Passeriformes; Tyrannidae
Gene: TBPL1
Product: TATA-box binding protein like 1
Exons: 7
Coding region: 168-719 (183 amino acids)
Biological process (GO): DNA-templated transcription initiation
Molecular function (GO): general transcription initiation factor activity; DNA binding
Source: RefSeq, a predicted model, not a curated record
CGGCACCCGCCGCCACCGCUGGGCCCCCGCGUCCCGCCCCUGCCCGACCGAGGGGAGGGGGGCGGCGCAGGGCCUCCCCCGCCUCGCCGAGGCCCUGCCGGCGCCUCCCGCCGCGGAUGUGAUCUUCGUGGUGAGCUGGUGGGAAAACUGAGUUGUAAAUCACCCCAAUGGAUGCAGACAGUGAUGUUGCACUGGACAUUUUAAUCACAAACGUAGUGUGUGUUUUUAGAACAAGAUGUCAUUUAAACUUGAGGAAGAUCGCGUUAGAGGGAGCAAAUGUGAUAUACAAGCGUGAUGUUGGGAAGGUUUUAAUGAAGCUUCGGAAACCUAGGAUUACGGCCACAAUUUGGUCCUCAGGAAAAGUUAUUUGCACAGGAGCCACAAGUGAAGAAGAAGCUAAAUUUGGUGCCAGACGAUUAGCUCGUAGUCUACAGAAAUUAGGUUUUCAGGUAAUUUUCACAGAUUUUAAAGUUGUGAAUGUUUUAGCAGUGUGCAACAUGCCCUUUGAGAUCAGAUUGCCGGAAUUUACGAAGAAUAACAGACCUCAUGCGAGUUAUGAACCAGAACUUCAUCCUGCCGUGUGUUACAGAAUAAAAUCUCUCAGAGCUACCUUACAGAUUUUUUCCACAGGCAGUAUCACAGUUACAGGGCCAAACGUAAAGGCUGUUGCCAGUGCUGUGGAACAGAUUUACCCAUUCGUGUUUGAAAGCAGGAAAUAAAUUUUAUAACUCACCACUUGAUGGUUAGGUUCCCUAACCGAGCACCUUUAAAGACUGCUGCACAUUGGACUAAAAGCAAAAAGGAAAACUGGACCAACCAUAGCAGAGGAAUACGGACUCUUUUACUUGCUCAUGGCCACAGUAUAGACUCCAGUUCUUUUGGAUUUUACUCUUAACAGUGCUGUAUUGUAAAAACGGAAGUUUACAAGAUAUGAAAUUGCUGCUUUUAAAAAGACGUUCUAUUUAUUUUUGCAGUAAUUUCAGUGUAUUCAUAAGCAAAGCUGUCACGAUGUGCACUACCUUUAAGACUUUUUUUUUUUUAGCUUGAGCUUGUGUUUUGUUUGUGAAUAGUCUUUUACAUUUUUGUAUGCUGAAUAUUGGGCACCAAAGAAGCUGUAAAAGUUACCUUUUUCACCUGAUGAAUGUGCACAAAUAAAAGUUUGGAAAAUAUUUCUCUUCAUACCUGUUCUGUUAUAUUCCUUCCCUUUUUCUAUUACAGUUAAAAUUGUAUAGUUGCAAAUUAAUUUGAAGAAAUGUAAGAAUAGUCUUUUGCUGAUACCUUCUGUUUCUAUUUGUAGUAUGUGUAAAACUUUGUGUGUGGGUUAGAUUGAAAUCUAUAGUAGUUGUGUAUGUUUAUCCAAGGAUGAAAUUUGGUUUGUUCACAGUUCCCUUAACUACAUGCCAGACUUCAAGUAUUUUCUUGUUGUUACAUGAAGAGAAGACAUUUCUAAAUGUAAAGGUCCUUCAGCAAGUGUUUUCCUAUAGAUGAAUCAUAGAUUAUGCUGAGUUGGGAGGGACCCAUCAGGAUCAUCGAGUCCAACUCCUGGCCCUGCACAGGACGCUCCAAGAAUCACACCACGUGCCUGAGAGCAUUGUCCAAAUGCUUCUUGAACUCUGUCAGGCUUGGUGCUGUGACCACUUUCCUGGGGAGCCUGUUCCAGAGCCCAACCACCCUCUGGGUGAACCUUUACCUCCCCUGACUCAGCUUCAUGCCGUUUCCUCGAGUCCUGGCACUGGUCAUGGGAGUGAAGAGAUCUGUACUUGUCCCUCUGCUUCCCCUUGUGAGGAUGCUGAAGACCACAAUGAGGUCUCCCCUCAGUCUCUUCCAGGCUGAACAACCCAAGUGACCUCAGCUGCUCCUCAUAAGGCUUCCCCUCCAGACCCUUCACCAUCAUCAUGACCCUCCUUUGGACGCUCUCUGAUAGCUUAAUUACCUUUUCAACUUAAGCUACUGUAGAAAAAACAACUGCCUUUUCCACCUACUCGAUGCAAAAGGAAAAAACUUAAGAUGUGAGCUUUGGGUUUCAGGAAAGUGUUGUGCUUCAGCUGGAGAUGAUGAUACAGUCAUGCUAAUCCAGCCCCAGCUUGUUGCUGAACAAUUAACACAGACCUUUUCUACACUGUUCUUACUGUAUAAUAUUUUGAUGACAGGAGCUGCCAACAAGCAAUGAAGCUUGAUUUUGGCAUGUAUUAUUAGUGGUAUUAAUCUUGGACUUGGAAGCCAGUAAAUGUUUCUCUCAAUAAGUGCACAUUUGAAGCAGAAGAGAGGUGAAUGCUUAAAAGUAACUGCAAAUGCUACUUUUAAAAAGCUACAAUAAAUAUGUAUAAAUGUA